This is a messenger RNA of Pocillopora meandrina, 5769 nucleotides long. The record is from the annotation of a GenBank genome assembly. NCBI's taxonomy places the organism in Eukaryota, Metazoa, Cnidaria, Anthozoa, Scleractinia, Pocilloporidae.
AUGAAAUUUCCUAUACCAGCUCAGUUAAUAGUGGUAAGUGACUGAAUCCUCUAGACCCCAAUAUCAGUAUGCUUAUUCUCCAUACUGAUCUGUAUUCAUUUCCUAAGUUGAAGACAAGGAGAAUUAUUGUAUCAAUCAAAAGCCUCACUCCAAAUCAAAGUCCUGGCAACUAAGUACGCAACUGUAAAAUGGCCCAUUGGUGCUCAUUUCCUCCAUUCUCAUGAGCUUAAUAUUUGAAUCAGGGUUGAUACUGUUUGGAGAAAGUUGGUCUUUAUUGGUCCCCUCCAAGGGUUAAAGGGUUAACUUUGUUUGAUCUGUGGCAUAAAUGACACCUCCCAUGAAGGGUUACCAUGUUGCUUUUGCUGUUAGUAGCUUCCUUCUACUUGAAUGCCCUGUCAGUGGUACCUCCUAAGAACAAUAAAUAAAUUAUAGACUGGAGCUGUUUUUCUCAGUUAGGGCAAAAAUGUGGAACACUGCAUUAUUUACUGAGAGCUUUCUUUUUGUUGUCAGAAACCCUGAAAGAUUGAUUUGUCUGACAUGUAAAUCAUGUUGCCAUGAUUGUAGGUUGUUCUCAGAACAAUGGUGUCAUAUUUUGUUGGAUUAAAUGAAAAAUUUCAAGUUUCAGUUCUGCAUAACAUUCCUAAGGGGUGAGAGACAUUGAAGUACAGUCAGGUGAUCAUAGUGUAAUUCUGUUUACAGUUUGAGCAAAGGCACCUGGUCUUCACUAUAACUCCUCUUGUACAUAUCCUAUGUUUUGUACAAUUAAAUUUCAAGGUGUGAUGUGUUUUGUUUUUUAUACUGUUAUAUAUGUAUAAUAUCCAUUUUUUGUCAUAAUUCAGUGUAUGUCAUACAUUGUAUGUAUAUGUGAAACAAACAAACAAGCAAAUAACUAAAAGAGAAAAAAGCUGUUGAAUUGUAGACAUGUUUGACAUGACAGAUAAACUUUCAUUCUGAUACAUCUUUUGAAUUUCAUGAUACUAACAGUGAUUUUACCAUAAUGUUUAAUGGCCUACUUAGGUUACAAGUACCAUCUGCUCCAUCCUUCAUGCUGAUGGGAAACAUGGUGACAGAUGCCAUUGUGAUUCUAUUGUUAUAUUUGCCACAAACACAUCUUUGGCCAAAAUAUUUACCAAAAGAAACAAUUAUGUGAUUGAUUCAAAUUAGGUUGGUAGAUACAAAUGUUUUUGUUGGUUAAGCUGACUAACUGAUUUGGGAUGAUCAUAAAACUUAGUAUUGGUAACAACAUGAUUUUGAGUGCAAUUUGGUAUUAACAUAGGCACAAGUAAAUUUUUCAAAGACAACAGAAUUGCAUGAGCCCAUAUGGCAAGUGCAAUUUGUAAUUUGUAAAAUUUACAAAUGCAUAUUACACCAAAUUGCAAAAGAAAUCAUGUUAUUUACUUGUUAAUUAUGUACAUGAAAAAAGCAUCACUGAAAGUCAAGACAGAAGAAAUUUUGCACUUGUGUUACAACUUUGCACUUGUGUUACAUGAGAAUGCACUUAUUUUCAGCCAAUUAGAAGCGCAUAAUCAUUUUUUUUGUUGGAACAUUCUGUAAAAUUGGCCGAGUCACCUAAAGGCGGAAAUGCAAAAGCAAUAUUGGGUCAUUGAUGGUAGUGGGAAAUAUUUAUCAAAAUGAAACAGAUGCCUUAUUAAACUGUAAUCAUAUGGUGUAUUAUAUUUUUCCCUAAAAUAAACCUGCACUGAUAGAUAUUAAACAAAGUUAAGUUGCAAAAGCAAUUUUGGGUCAUUGAUGGUAGGGGGCAAUAUUUAUUAAAAUGAAACAGACGCCCUAUUAAACUGUAAUCAUAUGGUGUAUUAUAUUUGUCCCUAGAAUAAACCUGCACUGAUAGAUAUUAAACAAAGUUCAUACAUUGGAUUUAUCUUUAUUAUUAUUAUUAUUAUUAUUAUUAUUAAUGAACUUUAUUCUACACACAUCAGUUACAAAUGAUACUACUCACAAAAAAUACUACAAAUAGAAACGCACUUAAGAUAUACUAUUUACAAAAGGAAUGGUUACUGACAUUUACACUACCAAUGGGAAAAUUUCGAUUACUUACAUGAUAUUUGCUUGAUACACAUAAGCAAAAAAAAAAAACAAGAAAAAACUAAUUGAACUUACAUCUAUAAAUUUGUUUUCUUGUACUUACAAUUACUUAACUUAAUUCCUUACUAAAACAAAAGAUUGAUUGGUCACAUUACUUAUGAAACAUUGUUAUAGGAUAUUAUUUACUCUGUUCACACUAUUUAAUUGGUGCUAUUUACACUAUUGGUUUAAGGCUAGAGAAGCAUUCACCAGUAAUACUGUACAAAUUAUAGUAAAUUUUCAACACGAAGUUUAAGGAGUAAUUUCGUAUUAAAUUCAUUAAAGUCACACUUUUUUAACUUAGUUUUUGACAAUAAGAUGUAUUUGGCGAAGAGUAAGCAAUAGUUGAAUUUAGAUAGUUAUUUGUCAUUUCCAUUAUGCAACAUUCCAAAAAGUUUCUCGCCCACUGUUGGUGAAUAUUUCGAAUUGUUUGUUUUGUUAAACCAGGAACUGAAUAACUUUAUCAAAGAAGGACUUAGCCUCUUCACAUUCAACAAAGGAAUGUAGAAUGUAGUCGGAUUCAUUCCAAUAAAGACAUUUACUGUCUGUUUCAAUUGCAUAGGCAUAUAACUCUUUCCUGGUGACUAUUAUUCUAUGGAUUAAUUUGUAGUUAAAUUCUCUAAGUUUAUUUUCUUUGCAUGUUUUGCUUAUCUAGGUGAAGGCAAGGUUCCAAUUAAAAUUUUUCAGGUUAAGAUCUUUUUGCCAUUUCUUUAGACCGGUGGGUUCGAUUUUGGUCGCAUUAACGUACAGCAAGUAGUAAUCUUUGCAAUUCAUUUUCGUUCAAUCUAUGACAAUGGAGUCAGAGAGUUUGUAGUAAGUGUUACCUGAGAAAUUAUGCAUGUCGAUGGGAGAUACGGUUCUCGCCUUCUCAAGUAGAUAUUUUGGUAUCGCUGUAAGAACUUGAAGAUAGUUUAAAAAAUUACAUUUGAUGUUAUAUCUUUGUUGGAAUGUUUGAAAUGAUAAGAACUUUCCAUUGCAAUCGUGAAGAUCCUGAAUUGUUAAGACCGCCUUUUCUGACCAAUUUGAGUAGAAUAUUGAAUUGCCAUCGAUUUUAAUUUCCUUGUUGUUAAACAAAAGCAGGUCUGACAAGUAGUUGGGUCUGUACAGGGUCUUUAGUUCAAGAAAGUUCAUCAGGAUUUGCCUGUAAAAAAGUGGAAGGCUGAAUUUCGCUAAAAGCUUAUUGUCAUAAUUACAAUGAAGGAGAAAGUUGAGACCGCCAAACUUUUCAAAUAAGUGAUUCGGGAUUGAUUUCCAAGUCUCAGAUGAGUGUCGAUAGACUGUCAAAAGUCUAGAGAUCCAAGCUAAAUUUAACGACUUAAACAGGAUUUCGAUGUUCGGAGCACGUAAACCGAAUAUCGAAAUCCUGUUUAAGUCUUUCAGCAUGAAUGAGCUAAAAAAGGAAUUACAUAUACGUUAGUAUGAUGUAACUGAAGAUUUAGCAUGAGACAAGGAAACCCGUAGGGAAGCCAAGAGGCCUAUGCGAGCUACAGGCUCCUUAUAUUUUACAAAAGCGAGGUAUCAGUUUUAUGGCGUGAUUAAGGUACAAAAUAAAACAACAAUAACACUAGCAGGCACUCGAACAAACAUAUACUUAAGUAGCGUAAGAAAAGUAAGAAAAAAUAAUUAAAAAAAUGAAAAUAAGCAAAUGAAGAAUAAGAAGGGAGACAAGUUAGGAGUUAUGUUUGCAAUUUAGACUUAAACAGGGAAAGUGUGCAAACAUUUUAGAUUUUAAUAUUCAGAAAAAUGGAAAACUUAAGUCCUUUGAAACAUAACGCAAACUGUUUGAUAUUUAUUCGGCAAGGGUAUGUAAAAGGAAUUGCAUUGUCUGGUGUCAUAGCAAUAUUAAUGAAUGCUACUCGAAAACAAAAAUAAUCUUUUAAGAGCAUCUUGAAAAAAAACAUGAUCUUUCCUAUUUUAAAUCGAUAUAUACUGUAUAGAUUGAGAAUUUUCGACUGCUUAAAUAUAGGUUCAGUAUGAGUGUUAAAGAAUACUUCUUGAUAUGAUUCGUAUCACCUUUUUCUGGAGUAAGACAAUACGUUUCAAGGUGGAUGGAUAAGUGGAGCCCCAUGUCGUAAUGUAAUAAAGUAAGUAGGGAUAAACAAGACUAUAAAACAGAGUACAUAAAGUUGAAGUAAGUAGGCAGAGACAUGGCCCGAGUUGUUCAAAUCUGGGUUAAGUCCAGGGUUAGCAUGGAAUUUGAUUUCAGGUUUGAAAGCUUUAAAAGAAAAUUCAGUUCAAAUCUUUUUGCUUGCAAUUUGAUCAUUGGAUGUUCUAAAAAAGAAUAGGGAAAUUUUUUCUAAAAGGUUUUUGAAAAAAGAAAUAUAUAAACCUGCGUUAACAUUUAACCCUGGGCUAGCACUAAUCGGCCUUUGAACAACUGGGCACAUAGCUUUAUAGAUUAUACCAGUGGAUUUUAAAACUUUCCCUAGCGAUAUUAGUAAUGUGCGGUUUCCAUAACAAAUUUUCGUAAAAAAUAACAUCUAAAAGCAUAGACUCUUUAACUCGGUCAAUAGUAAAUUGGUUAAUCUCUAUUUUAAUGUUAAGAUUUUCCCUUUUCUGUCUUGGUUUGCAAGACGACAACAUCGGUAGCAUUUGUUUACUUUUUCACUUGGAGAACAUGGAAUUAAAUGAAGGGGAUAAAUUUAUAAAGAAACUGUGGUGCUGUGUCAGUGAGGUUAGCGGUAUAACAGGACAUUUUGUUUUUCAAACAGGACGUUAUGGACAUUGCUGAUCCUAGCAGUAUGCAGCACGCGUGUCAUAUGAACUUCAUAAUGGACUUCGCUCACCGUAGAGUCUCUAGCCUAGCAGUAUGCAUGGCAUAUGAACUUCAUAAUGGACCUCGAUCACUUUAGUCUCUAUCCUAGCAGUAUGAAUGUCAUAUGAAAUUCGUAAUGGACCUCGCUCACCGUAGCGUCUCCAUAGCCAGAAAUCCGAGACAUCGAUCAUACUUUACCUCUCUAGGCCUUUAAACAUGGCGGGAAAACAAUUACAAAGAAAUAUAUGGGAUAAAAAAUAAAUAUCAGGAUCUCUGACUCAUAAGCGAGACUUUCUCUGGUCUGUUAUUCAAAAGUACUUACAAAUGUUUACCUUAAGAUUGAAUGUCAUCUUGUCCAAAUUUUAUGGGCAAUAGGCUUUGGUGGAACGUAAACAGUCAAAUUGUUCUUGUGUUAACACACAAGGCCAUAAGUGAAGCAGUUUUGUGACGGUUAAAAAGUAAACGAAGCCAAAGCGAUUACUCUAGUCAGUAGGAGUAGUUUUAAACAAGAAAAUGAGCCAAUCAUGCAGAUGUGGACGAGCAAGUUGGCCACAUGAUGUCUAAAUUUACUUCUUCUCAUUACAUUGGCGAUACAGGGAACCAGUCUAACCCACGUAAACGCAAAUAUUUUAUCCUCAAUUGAAAACUAACUAUUUUCUAGCAACUGAGUGCAAAACAAGCACACUAAGCAUAAUUUGAUGGAGUAAACUUAUACAAUUAAACUUUGCCUAGUUGAAAAUUUAUUCAUAGUUUUUACCAAGCAGUGUUACAAUCACUACAUUGCAAUCGACCGGCGGUGACCUGCCGCUUUAAUUCUUGUGUUGAGUCUUCCGGUGGAAAAAGUUAAAGGUCUAGCCAUGAAAAAGCACUGCCGGAAUAUUAAUGUCGUGCCGGAAAAUGAAAGUCGUCUUAGAAAAUUAAAGUCAUGCGGG